UUGCCAUUUUCCUUCAUUUUUUUUAAUCAUUUCUUUGUGUUUUGGCUGAUGGUUUUUCCUUCGUUUUAUGAUUUUUACUGUGAUGCCUUCUGUAAUUGCACACAAUAGAAGCAUGGCAUUCUUGGGGAGAUCAGAACAACCAUGAAACGAGAUUUUUUUAAUUUGAUUUUGCAGGUUUUCGGCUAAUGGACAUCGAUCAGACGUAAUCAUCGACGUCAAUGGAGCCAUCUUUCACCUUCACAGGGGCCCACUGGUAUCCAUGUCUGCUAAACUAGCAAACAUGCUCAUAAACAAAAAUUCUAAAAUCCCCACCUGUAUUACUCUCCCCGAUUGCCCGGGCGGCCCUGAACUCUUCGAGCUCGCCAUGAAAUUCUGUUAUUCCCAAAAUUCCAAUGUAACUCCCGAUACUGCCAUCCCCCUUUACUGUAUCGCAGCUUACCUCGACAUGACCAAAAAACAGCACCCCAAAAACCUCCUGAAACUCAUUGAAGAAUUCUUAUACGAGGCUGUCUUGCCUUACUGGAACGAGUGCGUUCGUGCCCUUCGAAGUUGCACCUCUGUGAGCCACCAUGCUGUCUCGUUUGGCCCUGUGCGACUUCUCUCUGAAGCCAUUGCUGCAAAGGUUGCUCAAGACCCUAGCCUCCUUGGUCCCCAGAUGGAACCCGCGACCGGCGCGAAACGGAGGCUCUUUGAUUGCUCUCGUGAGGAUCUCACGACUCUUAGUCUGGAAUUAUACAAGUCUGUUAUAUCCGUGGUGAUCUCAUCUGGGGUCUCAAGGGAGUCCGUGGCUGGAUCACUCUUCCGAUACGCAUCAGUUGCCGGAAAUCGAACCCUACAGAGAGAUGUUAUCGAGGUUGUCGAGGAACUGUUGCCCAAGGGGGUGGCAACCUGCGACAUGCUGUCUGAGCUCCUACGCAGGGCUGUGUAUGUGCAAGCCUCAGAUUCCUGCCGCUCGGGUUUGGAGCGGAGGCUGAGUCUAGUGCUUGACAAGGCCUCUGUGUCUAACCUACUAGUGCCGGCCCACGGAUACUCACGCCACACACAGUUCGACCUCGGCUGCCCGCAUCGGAUCGUGCGUCAGUUUGUUGAGGCCCAUGUGGGCUCAGACCUUGGAGCCCUGUCAUCUGUCUGCGGACUCAUCGACCAGUUACUCGUAGCAGUAGCUCCGGACCCGAACUUAGGUGUCGAGGAAUUUAUGUUGAUCGUGUCUAGCGUGCCUACCAGAGCACGAACUUGCGCAGACGAGCUCUACAGAGCGAUCGACGUGUAUCUUAGCACACACAGUUUCCUCACAGAAUCGGAACGGGAGGGGCUCUGCAGGGAUCUGGACUGCGGCAGGCUAUCACCAGAAGCAUGUGCGCACGCGGUGCGCAACGAAAGGCUCCCGAUGAGGGUCGCUCUUCGGGUCUUGAUGGUCGGGCAAUUGCAAUUGAGGGAUGAGAUCGUGGGGGUUUCAUCAGAGUCAGAGGCUCAGAAUGCAGGAGGGUCGUCAUCUAAUUCCGGCGAGCUGCAGGAAAACAUGGGGUGGGAAGGGGUGAGGUUGGACAUGGAGAAGAUGGAAGGGAAGUUGUUAGGGUUGGAGGAGGAGUGGGUGAGAAUGAGGAAGGAGAUUGAGGGGGCAGAGAAGAAGGAGAGGAAGAAGGUGAGGAGCUUGUGGAAGGUGGUUUGGGGUGGGCUUGGCUGCAAUUCCAAUGGUGCAUUGCAUGUGUCUGAGAAGAACAAGAGGAGGAGGAUCCAUCUAAGAAACCAGGAGUGAACUUUUUUUCUAGGGUUGGUUUUGAUUUUUCCAGUUUCUUUAAUCUUCAGUGUGUUUUUCAUAUUCAUUUGUAUUUAUGUUUCUUUGUAAAGGGCUAACAUGUAAUCAGCAAGGGCCCUUUUCUUGUCUUGACCAUUUUCCAUCAUUUUUUUCUAGACCAUUUUAAUUGUUCCAAGAUUUUUCUUCCGAAAAUUAGUGGC
This is a messenger RNA of Amborella trichopoda, 1956 nucleotides long. RefSeq names its product BTB/POZ domain-containing protein At3g50840. Gene Ontology annotation, molecular function: protein binding. The record is from RefSeq and is a predicted model, not a curated record. Lineage: Eukaryota; Viridiplantae; Streptophyta; Magnoliopsida; Amborellales; Amborellaceae.